AUGCCCGGCGAGGCCGAACCACCUGAUCCACGCAGUUCGCCACCCCCAUUCGCAAUCUUGGACCCACCUAAUUCGAAGAUUGCCGAUUCCUUCCCAUCUCCCCGCCUUCAGGAGAAGUCCGCCCCCGAUUCCGCUUCGCCGACCGUCGCGGAGAGUUCGGUCUCGCAGCCGCGCGCGCCUGCACCUGCGAUCGCAUCGACUUGGGUUCAGCCGGUUCAAACGACCCUCGCUACAAACCGAGGAAGAAGAUCUACUUCAUCUUCAUUGCAACAAGCACCUCGACAUAAAUCCAGCCCUUCAUCAGGUACCAUUCGAUCCAGCACUUGGUUCCAAGAUGACUUUGGGAUUGGGAUCGACUUGCCCACCCGACCCAGACCGAGUUCAUUAAGGAAUGGGACGGCACGAUCGGCCAUUAGUAGUCCGGCAGGCAAGGAACGUCGUUCUUCGGGGGCGAAGUACGCUUCGACGCUCUCGAGGUUAACGAGGAGUGGGGAAUGGACGAUUGGGACGUGUGACUUAGGGACGACGACGAAGGAGUACAAGGUCGAUUUGUCAAUGGCGACGUUGAGGCAAGGAUGCGACGGGUUUGCGAGCUCGGCUCUUGAAGAAAGCACUGCGGACGGUCAAGGAAGAACUGUCAACGACCUCUCCAAUCCGUUGAUCUCCACUUCGAGCCCCCAUCAGCUCAGACCAUCAUCAAAAAAUACGGACAACGCCGAUCUCCCAAGCAUCACUCUUACUGCACGUCGACAUCGUCGUUAUCUGAAAUGGGUUUUUAUCGUCAUCGGCAUCAUCGUGGCUGUCGCGUUACUUUCGACCGCGCUCGUGUGCGGUCUGCUACGAAGGCCGAGAGCGGUGGUCGUUGGCGCGCAGAUAGAUUCGACGAGGCUGGCUUAA
This is a messenger RNA of Microbotryum saponariae, 897 nucleotides long. Lineage: Eukaryota; Fungi; Basidiomycota; Microbotryomycetes; Microbotryales; Microbotryaceae. The record is from the annotation of a GenBank genome assembly.